Dictyostelium discoideum AX4 is the source of this 3528-nucleotide messenger RNA. It is a transcript of the gene lig3, whose product is annotated as BRCT domain-containing protein. Bases 1 to 3528 code for a protein of 1175 amino acids. Gene Ontology annotation, molecular function: DNA ligase (ATP) activity; DNA ligase activity; ATP binding. NCBI's taxonomy places the organism in Eukaryota, Evosea, Eumycetozoa, Dictyosteliales, Dictyosteliaceae. Gene Ontology annotation, cellular component: nucleus. The record is from RefSeq and is a predicted model, not a curated record. Gene Ontology annotation, biological process: DNA biosynthetic process; DNA repair; DNA recombination. The transcript is spliced from 3 exons.
AUGUCAGAGGAUAAAUCAGGAUCAUUUUACUCAAUGUAUAAAUUAUGUGGUCAACUUGAGAAAGAGUCAUCACAUUCUGGUAAAACACAAUUGAUAAAAUCAUUUUGUAAUGUUUUUAAAGGGGAUUUAUAUCUAUUAGCAAAAUUAAUGUUAUGUAAAGAAGAUAAAAGAGUAUUUAGAAUAAAAGAUAAGGCAAUGUUAAAAAUUUGUUCACAUAUUUGGGAUUGUGAUUUAGAUGAUAUGAUUGAAGAUUUAGAUAAUGGUGAUUUCACUGAAACUUGUAAAAAAUUUUAUAUAGAAUAUGGUAAAUAUCCAGAAAAAAGUACAUUAACAUUAAAAGAAGUUGACCAAGUAUUGGAUUCUUUAACAGUAUCAGGUAAAUUUGAAGAUCAAGUAAAAAUUAUAAAUAAAUUAUUGAAAAGAUGUACACCAUUCGAUUUUAGAUUAGUUUGUAGAAUUAUUGAUAGUGAUUUAAAAAUAAAUACUGGUGCAAAAUUCUUUUUAGAUGCAUUUCACCCCCAAGCAUAUGAUGCAUUUAAAAAAGCAAAUAAUUUAAAAGGUGUAAUUGAAAAAAUUCAACAACAUGAUUUUGAUAAUGAUAAUGGUGAUGGCGAUGAUGGUGAUGGUGAUGACAAUGAUGAUGAUGAUGGUGAUGGUGAUAGUGAUAGUGAUAAAAAAAAGAAAAAAUCAAGUGGUGGUAGUGGUAGUGAUAGUGGUAGUAAGAAAAAAAGCAAAUCAUUUGAAGUUGCAAUUAAAUUAAUGACACCAAUUAAACCAAUGUUACCAAAAGCAGUUAAAACUGUUGAAGGUGUUGUAAAGAGUAGUGAAUGCUUUUAUGCAGAGAUUAAAUAUGAUGGUGAACGUAUUCAAAUUCAUAAGGAUGGUAAUCAGUUUAGUUGUUAUUCUCGUAAUCUUAAACCAUUAAUGCCAUGGAAAGUGGAUGAAGUUAAACCAUAUAUUCCAAAAUCAACCAAAGCUCAACAGAUGAUAUUAGAUGGUGAAAUACUUUUAAUGGAUACUAAAACCAGCCAACCUUUGCCAUUUGGUACAUUAAGUGCCCAUAAAAAGAAUGGGUUCAAAGAUGCAACGGUUUGUGUGUUCCUAUUCGAUAUUCUAUAUCUAAAUGGUAAGUCAUUGAUUCAUUUACCACUUAAAGAGAGAAGAGAAAUCUUGGAAAAGAAUGUAAUGGUGGUUAAAAAUCGUAUUGAGUUCUCUGAGGUGACAAUUGUUAAUGGUGCCUCUGAGAAAUCAAAAUUGACGGCAUUGUUGAACAGAGUAUUUAAAGAGAAACUUGAGGGUUUGGUAAUCAAAGAUGCAAUGUCAGAAUAUGAGCCAGGUUGUAGACAUUGGAUAAAAAUUAAAAAGGAUUACAUUCACGGUAUGGCUGAUAGUGCAGAUUUAAUUGCAGUUGGCGGUUACUAUGGUUCUGGUUCGAUGGGUGGUUUGGUAACGGUUUUUUUGAUGGUAUGUUAUGAUAAACAAAAUAAAAUCUAUAAAACAGUGGUCAAAGCAAGUGGUGGUUUGGAUGAUAAUAUGAUUGCCAAACUUCAACCAAAAGUCACAAGUACAAUGACAAAAAUUUCAAAAGAAGUUUCAAAGAUUCCUUAUUGGUUAGAUUGUCCAAAGCAAUAUGCGCCAGAUUUCAUUGUAAAAGAUAUUAAACAAGCUAUGAUAUUUGAAAUUGAGUCAGCUGAAUUCACUAAAAGUGAUCAUCAUACCACUGGUUAUUCAAUGCGUUUCCCACGUAUUCUCAAAAUUAGACAUGACAAAGAUUAUAAAACUGCAACAACCCUUGAAGAAUUGGUUGAAAUUGGUAAAGAUAUUAAAAUUGUUCCAGUUGGUAAAGGUGAUAAUAAUUCACCAACAACUACUACUACAACAACUACUACAACAACAACAACUACUUCAUCAAAAUUAAUUAAAAAACAACAAUUAUCAGAUGAUGAUGAUGAUAAUGAUAAAGACUCUAAACAGCAACAACAAGAACCAUCAAAAUUAAAAUUUGUUAGUGAUGAUUUAUUAGAUCCAUUUAAUGACAAGUCAGAUGAUGAAUCAAAUAAAAUAUUUAUAUUGAAUUAUGUUGAUAAUUCAGGUAUUUGGAAUGAAAAGGGCUUAUCAGGUGCAAUUGGUAAGAAAUGGCCAUCAAUCCCAAAAUCAUUUUCUCAAGGUGAUUCAAACAUUAUAAAGAGUGGUGAAAUUCGUGUUGAAAAGGUAAAAGAUGAUUCAAUAUCAACAAAUAAAAAAGUUUUUAUUUGUAAUCUUUCUUGUAUUAUCCCACCAAAAUCUAAAAAAGAAUCUUAUACUUUCUCAUUAAAAGAAUUUAAAUCUGCAAUUAAAGAAGCAAAAGGUGCGAUCAAUCAAAAAAAAGCUUCAGUUCAUUUAGCAAAACCACAAUUCACUUCACCAUCUUGGUCUGAACUUGAUGAAGUACUAACAAAAGAAUUAUAUAAUAGUGGUAUUAAAGUAUUUGUACAUUCAAUUUCAAAAUCAUCACCAACUACAACAUCACCAACUACAACUUCACCAACUACAACAUCACCAAAAAUAACAUCACCAUCAUCAUCAUCAUCACCUUCAAAUAAAUUAAGCCCAUUAAAAAGAGGAAGAGAUGAAAAAUUAGAACAUGAAAUCAUUAAAGAUAUUGAACCAUCUUUACCAAUAUUUGAGGAUGUUAAUGCUGUAAUUGAUAGUAAAACCAUUGACCAAGUUGAUGUAAAGAGAUUAAUAAAUUCAAUUAAAACUAUGGGUGGUCGUGUAUCAGAUAAAUGGCAACAAGUUGGUAUUGGGAAAACAACCCAUUUAAUUUGCAAUGGUAUGAGCGAUCUUUAUUUACAUGUCGAUCGUUUAGGUGGUACAAUUGUUUUACCAAAUUGGGUUGAUCAAUGUUUUGGUUCAGAUAAAUUAUUACCAUUACAUGAGGAUUAUAUUUAUUUCAAUAAAAAAGAUCAUCCAGAUUAUUCACAAUCAUCAUCAUCAUCCUCAAUGUCAAUUGAAGAAGAGAAAAUAGUAGUAACUACCACCUCUGAUGAUCCAUCAGAGGGUAAUCAACAACAACAGGAUAAAAAGGUUAUAAAAGAAUCAAAAAUAAUUCAAUCAAAAGAUCAUUCUUCAACAACUACUAUUGAUACAAAAAUAACAAUUACUUCAACCAAUAAUAAUAAUAAUGGUAACGAUAACAACAAAACUAGAAAGAAACAACAUCUUUUAUCAAUUUUCCAAGAAUGUAUUAUAUUUUUACAUGAUAAUGUAAAUGAUAGAGAAACUUUAAAAAGAUAUAUCAUUGCUUAUGGUGGUGAUAUUUCUGAUUCAGUCAAUGAUAAAACUACUCAUUUAGUUGCUUCUCUACCAAAUAAUUUUUCAAACGUAAAACCAAAAGAUCUUUUUAAAUCAAUAAUUAAUAAUAAUAGUAAAAAUAAUAAUAAUAAUAAUAAUAACAAUAAUAAUGGUAUAAUUGUAAAUUCUUUGUGGUUAUGGGAUUCAAUAAAUAUGAGUGAUCUUUUAGAUGUAAAAAAUUAUAAACUUUUCUAA